AUGCCUCACAUCGACAACGACGUCAAACUGGAUUUCAAGGAUGUCCUGUUGAGGCCCAAACGCAGUACCCUUAAGUCUCGAAGUGAGGUGGAUCUCACAAGAUCAUUUGCAUUUCGGAACUCAAAGCAGAUGUACACUGGGAUCCCCAUUAUUGCUGCCAAUAUGGAUACUGUGGGCACCUUUGAGAUGGCCAAGGUCCUCUGUAAGUUCUCCCUCUUCACUGCUGUCCAUAAACACUACAGCCUCGAGCAGUGGAAAGAGUUUGCUAGCCAGAAUCCUGACUGUCUUGAGCAUCUGGCUGCCAGCUCAGGCACAGGCUCUUCGGACUUUGAGCAGCUGGAGCGGAUCCUGAACGCUGUUCCCCAGGUGAAGUAUGUGUGCCUGGACGUGGCCAAUGGCUACUCUGAACACUUUGUUGAAUUUGUGAAGGAUGUGCGGAAACGCUUCCCUGAACACACCAUCAUGGCAGGGAAUGUGGUAACAGGAGAAAUGGUGGAAGAGCUGAUCCUCUCUGGGGCUGACAUCAUCAAAGUGGGAAUUGGACCAGGCUCUGUGUGCACCACCCGGAAGAAGACUGGAGUGGGGUAUCCACAGCUAAGUGCAGUUAUGGAGUGUGCAGAUGCUGCUCAUGGCCUCAAAGGCCACAUCAUUUCAGAUGGAGGCUGCAGCUGUCCUGGGGAUGUGGCCAAGGCUUUCGGGGCAGGGGCUGACUUCGUGAUGCUGGGCGGCAUGCUGGCUGGGCACAGUGAGUCAGGUGGUGAGCUCAUCGAGAGGAAUGGCAGGAAGUACAAGCUCUUCUACGGCAUGAGCUCCGAAAUGGCCAUGAAGAAGUAUGCUGGGGGUGUGGCUGAGUACAGGGCCUCAGAGGGAAAGACAGUGGAGGUGCCCUUUAAAGGGGACGUGGAACAUACCAUCCGAGACAUCCUUGGAGGCAUCCGCUCCACCUGCACUUAUGUGGGAGCAGCUAAGCUGAAGGAGCUGAGCCGGAGAACUACCUUCAUCCGUGUCACCCAGCAGGUGAAUCCGAUCUUCAGUGAUGAGAGCUAG
This is a messenger RNA of Rangifer tarandus platyrhynchus (Svalbard reindeer), 1047 nucleotides long. Lineage: Eukaryota; Metazoa; Chordata; Mammalia; Artiodactyla; Cervidae. The record is from the annotation of a GenBank genome assembly.